This is a messenger RNA of Rhododendron vialii, 1357 nucleotides long. RefSeq names its product pyridoxal reductase, chloroplastic. Lineage: Eukaryota; Viridiplantae; Streptophyta; Magnoliopsida; Ericales; Ericaceae. Bases 111 to 1214 code for a protein of 367 amino acids. The record is from RefSeq and is a predicted model, not a curated record. Gene Ontology annotation, cellular component: cytoplasm. The transcript has 8 exons.
AAACUAAACUCUCACCGCACAACUUGGAAGUCUUUUUCUCCUCUAUCCGCUCACUCCUCAGUACACUGUGCAGAGAGUGGUAGAAGAGGAGGCAAGGCAAGUAGGCAACCAUGGUUAUCACCAUGGCCACACCCACUUCACAAAUCAUCUGUUUCAGCGCUUCCAAUGACACCCUCCUAUCUUCUUCCCCCUUCAAGUCUCUCAAGCUCCCUCUUUUCUGGCCAUGGCAAAAGGUUAAAAUGGGCCCACUGAGUGUAUCCCCUAUGGGAUUUGGAACAUGGGCGUGGGGCAACCAGCUUCUGUGGGGAUACCAACAAGGAAUGGACAGUGAACUUCAGCGGACCUUCAAUCUAGCAGUUGAAAAUGGGAUUAAUCUCUUUGACACUGCUGAUUCUUACGGGACUGGUCGACUGAAUGGCCAAAGUGAGAAGCUUCUUGGAAAGUUCAUUCGAGAAUUUCAAGGACCAGAGAAGGUAAGGGAUGACAUUGUGAUUGCUACCAAGUUUGCUGCAUACCCAUGGCGCCUGACACCUGGACAAUUGGUCAAUGCUUGCAAGUCUUCUCUUGAGAGGAUGCAAAUUGAACAAAUCGGGAUAGGGCAACUUCAUUGGUCAACUGCAAACUACGCUCCUCCGCAGGAGCUAGCUCUCUGGGAUGGUUUAGUGGCAAUGUAUGAGAAGGGCUUAGUUCAAGCAGUUGGGGUAAGCAAUUACGGACCAAAGCAGCUUGUGAAGGUACACGAGUACCUUAAAGCGCGGGGAGUCCCUUUAUGCUCAGCUCAGGUACAAUUUUCAUUGCUGAGUAUUGGAGAAGAUCAGAUGGACAUAAAAAAUAUUUGUGAUUCUUUAGGCAUCCGCUUAAUUUCUUAUAGCCCUCUGGGUCUUGGAAUGCUCACUGGAAAAUAUACACCUUCAAAUCUUCCAAGAGGACCUCGGGGCUUACUAUUCAGUCAAAUUAUUCCAGGGCUGGAGCCUUUAUUGAAUUCACUUAGAGAAAUUGCACAAAGGAGACAGAAAACAGUGCCACAGGUUGCGAUAAACUGGUGCAUCUGCAAGGGUACCAUUCCGAUACCCGGGGUCAAGUCAGUAAGACAAGCAGAGGAAAACUUGGGUGCUCUUGGGUGGCGUCUCACUUUGGAUGAGUUGCUUCAGUUAGAGGAUUCAGCACGCGAGUCUCCCCGCAAAAUGCUCCAAAACAUUUUCCAGACGAGGUGAAUGUCCUAUUCGAGCAUAUUUGAUGUAAAACUCGCUCAAGCAAAAUGUUAAUCCUGCGGACAAUUAUUGUAAUUAAACAUUGUAAAACUUCCCUACUCUCUUUAGCACAUUUCAUCCUUAUUAUUUACUCAAAUCCCCACAAA